AAACAUGUCUAUGUGAGCAUAUAUAGAUGCAGGAUCAUGUGAUAAGUUCGUAAAAUCAGCUGUUCAGUAUAUAAUAUAAUCAUUCAUUCAGAAGGAGUGUUGUAUAUACCCUUUCAACACUUUCAGAAAGUGUUAAAAUGUCGUUUGUAUUACACAUACGUGCUUAGAAAAGAAAACAGAUGUAAAUCUGCAAUUAUACUGUAAAUUAAGAAUUGAAAAUUACUAGAAAUAAUUGUAUUUAACUUUAGAAUAGUGGAUUUAUUAGUUCUGAUUAUCAAAUUUUGAAAUUACGAAUAGGAUCAAUCAUUCUUUUUAUAUCAAAUUAUUGAUAAAUUGAAGAAUAUGUGACAAUUUAAUGCAACGACAAUAAUCAUACACAUACGAAUGAAACCGGAUGUGUAUGUAUUUACAAUACACCAUGAAUAUGCAUAAACUAAUUAAUCGUGAAUAUUAAAAAUCAUAAAUAAUGGCGGCAUCGAUACAGGCGAGCAGUAAUAACACCUCUUCGAAAGAACAAAACGACAAAAGAUGUUUAACGCCUAUUUUUCACAUUAAUUCAACAGAAUCAUUGAUUCGUAAUCAGAAAUUUAUAAAGGACUUGGAGUUUGCAAAAGCACGGUUGAGGACUUACGCUGCAUAUACGCCAACUGAUCAAGAAUUACAACAACGUGCAGCAGAUUACCGAAAAUAUUGUCAGAAGUCUAUCCCGAAGUUCAGUACCUCGUAAUAAUGAAUUAACUUCUUAUUAAAAGCGAAGAAUAUUCUUUCAAUAUGAUAACUCGAGCCGAACGAACAAACUUUCAAGUGAAAAGUUUGUUGAUCGUUAGGAUCGAUGGAUCAGACUGAUAAUUCAAACGCUGUCAUUAGAUUGACAAUAAGAAAAUAUAAGAAUCUGUAUUGAUCGAUAAACUUUUUGAAAAUAAAAUUCUUUUAUCUGAAUUGUUACGUAAUUUUAUAGAAUAAAGAAUGUUGCAUACUUACAAUAAAA
Molecule: messenger RNA, 988 nt
Organism: Osmia bicornis bicornis
Lineage: Eukaryota; Metazoa; Arthropoda; Insecta; Hymenoptera; Megachilidae
Exons: 3
Coding region: 467-727 (86 amino acids)
Source: RefSeq, a predicted model, not a curated record